AUGCUGACGCACACGUUUAAUAAAGGCUGGAAGAGGGUGUUUCCAUGUAAUUAUUGGUUUGCGCUUUCAAACAACGCCACAUUCCGUACAUACGUGAGUACGUCCAUAAAUGAUACACCGAAAACCAAACAAGUAAAUGGCGUCGUGAACGAGAUUAAGACAGCACCGUAUGAGAGAGAAUUCAACCACUUUGGCAUAGAAACGCUUCCACGUUGGCUUCAUGAACAAUUAUUCCACAACCGUCCGUCCCCAUCUCAAAAUUGCCUUAGAAUAGCAUCUGAUCAUCUCUUGAAGAACAAUAUAUUGAUCAAGAAUGACAAUACGCCUGCUCCGAUCCCUCAAUUCAAGCUGCCCAAAAUUGUUGGUGCAUCAAUUGCCCACCACUUUUACAACAUAGCAAAUCAACAAGCAGAACCGAUUAGCCUUGCUCGAGAAUUUUCCAAGUCUAACAUACCUGAAGCUCCAAAUCGCGGUCAAUGGCAAUUUAGAGCGGGUUGGACAAAAUACUAUAAUGAUAAAAACGAACCAGUUGAAUAUCCAGAUGAAGAAAGUCUAUGUUUUGACGUCGAAACAAUGGUUAGAGACAGUAAUUUUCCUGUGAUCGCAUGCGCUGCAUCUUCAACUGCAUGGUAUUCAUGGGUCUCACCUCGGCUUAUAGAAUACUUGGAAUAUAAAACUUCGAAUGAAUCACUAUAUCCAUCGCGUGGCUGCUCACCCUCUCUUACCGAGCAUUUAAUUCCGCUUGGUGAAAGCGAUCAACAGAGAAUAAUAGUUGGACAUUGUGUUGGAUAUGAUAGAGCAAGAGUUAAAGAGAUGUAUUCUCUAACAUCUCCCAAUCUUCACUUUCUGGAUACGGCUGCUCUACAUAUUGCAGUGACUGGAUUAUGUAAAACAUGCCCGUCAUGGCUAAAGACAGACAAGCUGUGGGAAACAUAUGAUACCAACCAAUCAAAGGAAUUUCAUGCGCUAUACGAUCUUAGCCUUGUUAGCAGUCUUCGUGAAGUAUAUUCAUGUUAUUUUUCUGACAAACUAGAUAAAUUACCACGUAACGUAUUUGUUGAGGGGAGUUUGGAUGAUCUAAUAGUCGAGAAGACCUUUCAGGAGCUUAUGUCUUAUUGUGCUAAGGACGUAACAGUGACUUAUAAGGUAUUUCAGAAAUUAUUGCCGAAGCAUCUGGUUAAAUGCCCGCAUCCAGCGUCGUUUGUGGGCAUGAUGCACAUAUCAGAUGCAUUUUUGACAACGAACAGUGAUUGGAAUAAAUACAUAAACAAUGCGGACAUUAUAUACAAGGAACAAAUGGACACUAUAGAAAGAAUGUUCCAGCAGUUAGCAGACGAAGCUGUGAAAGUUGAUCCAUCCCAUGCAAUGAACGAUCCAUGGUUGCAGCAAUUAGAUUGGUCGACAGCAGCGCCGUCAAGGAUAGCACCUAUACUCCUCCGUCUCAAAUGGAAAGGAUAUCCCGUUUAUCAUACAAAUACUUUCGGAUGGACUUAUCGAGUUCCUAUUAAUGAUUCAAAAUUCAAAGAACUAGUUCCGCCCUGCACUUGGCCAGCUUCAUCGCUGUCACCAUCUUACGAGCCAAAAUAUGGCAAGGACACGACUGGAAGAUAUUAUCCUAUUUCUUAUGACGGUAGUGAUAGCUUAAAAUGUCCAUCACCGCUUUCUCGCUAUUUUCUACCUGAAAUCGAAUCAGGAACACUUUCAUCUGACUCAACUACAGCUAAAUCAAUUCUCCGAGCUUAUGCUUCGUGUUCCUACUGGAAGAUGAACGAAGAUAGAAUAAAGUCAACGGUAAUAGUCUACAAUACGAAAAGUAACGGAGUGAAGUCUGGAAUGAUACUUCCAAUGGUUAAACCACUGGCGACAAUCACUCGUAGACCGAGGGAGCAUCUGUGGAUGUCGGCCAAUGAGCUACACAAAGAACGCAUUGGGUCAGAAUUAAAAGCUCUAAUUCAACCGCCGGAUGGGUACAAAAUUAUAGGCACUAGACUAUCAUCUCUGGAAUUAUGGAUUUAUGGUCUUUUGGGAGACGCUCAGUUUGGUAUACAUGGAGCUUCGGCUAUGAGUUGGAUGUUAUUACAAGGAGGCACAUCGGUUACCUCGAAUCUGCAUACACGAGCUGCCAAUAUCAUGAAGGUAUCUGAUAGACAAGCAGAAGUUAUCAAUAAUGCAAGAACACUUGGAAGUGAUGAGAAUUUUCUUACGCAGAUGAUUAAGAAAUAUAAUAAAAAUAUUAGUGAAGAAGAAGCUAAAUCACUAGCAAAGAAAUUUAUUAAAUGUACGACUGGUUUAAAGUGGAACGCUGCAAAUGCCCAGGUGAAUGUUCAGUGGUCAAGCCAACCAAAAAGCCAAUCAUCCACCAAAUUACGAUCAACACCAAAGAGUACCAGUCUGUUUGUUGGUGGAAGCGAGAGUUAUACAAUCAAUACACUCAAUAGCAUAAACAGAUCCUCCAAGCCAUGUACACCAUUUUUAGGCUCCUGCCUUACAGAAGCAUUGAAUCAGGCAUGCCUGAAAAAAGAGCAUUUGUCGUUGCGUCUAAACUGGUUAAUCCAGUCAUCAACUGUUGAUUAUAUUCAUUUAAUGCUGGUUGCUAUGAAAUACCUGAUAGAUACAUUUGAUAUCAAAGCAAGAUUUAUGCUACUGUCACAGGAUGAAUUAAAGUAUCUUGUUAAAGAAGAAGACAGUUAUAGAGCAGCAUUAGCUUUACAAGUGAGUCAUUUGUGGACAAGGGCGUUCUUUAGCUACAUGCUGGGAAUUGAGGACUUACCUCUGAAUGUAGCAUUUUUAUCAAGCAUAAAUUUUGACAAUGUUCUUCGCAAUGACAUUGGUGCAAAUUGCAACACACUCUCAUAUGUACCAGUCAACACACCCAAUGGAACUAGUGUCUCCAUUCAUGACAUUCUACAACAUCAAACUUCUCUUGAAUUAGACAAAAUGUCUGUUCACAGACAAGAAAGUAAUAUUUCAGCUGUCCCAGGCAUAAGUGCACAAAAUGAGUGCCUGUUGCAUCAAAAAAAACCAUUGGUGAAUGACUUGGUUUUGAAGAUACAGUCACUGUCUUCUGCACGAGAGAUUGAAACUUUUCUGAAGCAGCACAAUAAGAAGGCUAAUGAGCCUGCACAGGCUUUCAUAAAUAUUGCACCACUCGUGACAAAGAAAUUAAGCUAUGAUUUUUUAAUUAACUAA
Paraglomus brasilianum is the source of this 3189-nucleotide messenger RNA. Lineage: Eukaryota; Fungi; Glomeromycota; Glomeromycetes; Paraglomerales; Paraglomeraceae. The record is from the annotation of a GenBank genome assembly.